UUAGUGAAACAAACGGAAAGUACAAAAGUUCCCUUUCCGUUCCUUAGUAUAUUAAGGAGGAGGAUGAUAUUAUAUUAGACUUAGCCUCCAUGGCCCCAAAUCUCAUUCCUUGCUACAACACCUCAAAUCAAUUAUCAAUGGUCAAUCCCAUCACUGCCACGAUUGCAGAGGCGGUAACCGCCUCUUCCGCCGUGAAACGCCGCAAGAAUCACCACCGGGAUCUGAUUCCUGGGCUUCCGGACCACAUAGCUCAAACAUGCCUCUCUUCCGUUCAUCCUUCUCUUCUCUAUUCCGUCUGCCAUUCAUGGCGUCGCCUUAUCUACUCUCCUUCCUUUCCUCCUUUCCUCUCCAUCUACGCCGUCUUCUCCUCUUCCGAUUCCCUCGCUUUCGCCUCCUUUGACCCCAUCUCCUCCGCCUGGAAAUUCCUCCCCCUUCCCCCGCCUACCGCCGCUCUCCUCCUCCGCCACCCUUCUUUCAUCUCCCGCCGUCUCCCAGUCCAGUCCGUCGCCGUCGCCGGAAACCUCGUCCUCCUCGCAGCCACCGCAGACAAGUUCCUCCCCGCCCUAUCUCGCCCCUUGAUUUUUAAUCCACCCACCGGGAAAUGGACGUGUGGCCCCCAGUUAAGCACCCCUCGCCGCUGGUGCGCCGCCGGCGCGUCAGGACGCGCUGUCUACGUGGCGAGUGGUAUCGGCUCUCACUACAACCACAAAGUUGCUCGGUCGGUUGAGAAGUGGGACCUGAAAAGUAACGACCCCCACUAUUUUCGGAGGAAGCCGGUGGAAUCAGGGUGGAGGUGGGAGAAAAUGGGCGGCCUCCGGGAUGGGAAAUUCAGUAGAGAUGCGAUUGAUGCGGUGGGGUGGAGAGGGAAGCUGUGUAUGGUGAAUGUCACCGGCGACGCCGCCAAGGAAGGGAUAAUCUACGACGUCGGAAGCGAUGCUUGGGAGGAGAUGCCGGCCGGAAUGCUGAUGGGGUGGAGGGGCCCGGCGGCGGCGUUGGAUGAGGAAACCAUUUACAUGGUGGAUGAAUCCAAAGGCGCGCUCAGGAGAUACGAGCCGGAAAGGGAUCUGUGGGUGGAAGUAACGGAAAAUCAGAUGCUUAAAGGUGCUCAGCACAUCACCGCCGGAGGUGGUCGAGUUUGUGUGAGUUGCGCCGGCGGCGAGGGUAUCGCGGUGGUGGACGUGGUGGCAAAUCCGCCGUCUAAUAUGUGGGUGGUGGAUACUCCGCCGGGAUUUCAAGUUUUAUCCGUCCAUAUUUUGCCCAGAACGAACCAAAACGAUUUUCAGCCGUCAGAUUAGUCUUCUACACUUGUCCAAAGGAUCCUAGUUUUUUUUUUUUUUUUUUUUUUGGGAAAUUUUUAUUUAUUUUUCCAAAUAGAAAUUUUAAUCCAUUUUUAUUAUUGGUGCACUUUAAUUUAUUUAAAUUCCGCAGUCGGCAAAAUUAUAUUAUUAAAUUUUGUGACCAA
This is a messenger RNA of Ipomoea nil (Japanese morning glory), 1462 nucleotides long. Its product is annotated as F-box/kelch-repeat protein SKIP25-like. Bases 90 to 1295 code for a protein of 401 amino acids. The record is from RefSeq and is a predicted model, not a curated record. The transcript has a single exon. Lineage: Eukaryota; Viridiplantae; Streptophyta; Magnoliopsida; Solanales; Convolvulaceae. Gene Ontology annotation, molecular function: protein binding.